Messenger RNA from Laetiporus sulphureus 93-53, 1599 nucleotides. RefSeq lists its product as uncharacterized. Bases 54 to 1577 code for a protein of 507 amino acids. Gene Ontology annotation, cellular component: nucleus. The transcript is spliced from 8 exons. The record is from RefSeq and is a predicted model, not a curated record. Gene Ontology annotation, molecular function: dioxygenase activity. Lineage: Eukaryota; Fungi; Basidiomycota; Agaricomycetes; Polyporales; Laetiporaceae. Gene Ontology annotation, biological process: DNA alkylation repair; DNA repair.
GACUGUCUCCUCCGGCUUCAGGUAUCCUACACCUCAAUUUUGAAUAUAGCAACAUGGGUACAGACCUCCUGCUUGCCAUGCUGGCGAGUCUGGUAGACCAGUCAAAGUUAUACGAGCAAGAAGCCUUGCUGGAGGCGCUUCUGGCGUGCGAUGGCAAUGUGGAAGAAGCAGCCGCUCUGAUUGCUCGCAGGAAGGGGAAGAACUCAGAAAAUACCAAUGGAAAGCGGAAGCGGAGGGCUGUAUUGGAUGAGUGGCUUGGUACGUCUCGAGCUGAGACUGAUACAUCGAAUGCGAUGAGGAGCACGUUCAAGUCUCGGUCAUCCGCGCCGCGCGCUUCUCCAACCAUGGAUGAGACUAACUUCUCUUCAUCUUCCCGUAAAAGCUCGCUCUCCGCUAGGGCGUAUCGUGAAGCUUCAUCUCCCAACGCUUCUACGUCAGAAAGUACCGGCUCUUCGGCCGCUGUCAGAAAACUCGACCGAUCACCAGAAUCCCCUUCCAAAGCGCGUGCUCCCACAACGCGCUUACCGCCAUUGAUUUUAGGCACACCGGCACUAGUUGCACAACAUACUCCAUGUACACUGCACCUUUCCAUUCUUCCACCAGAGCUUGCAUGCAGGUUAUUUCACACGAUGUGGUUGUUCGAUCGCGUGGUGGAGAGUCCUCAUAGGACGUCCUUCUCCACCAGACGCUCCUCUAACCAGGCAGAGGAUGAUGAGAACAUGCAGCAAGCUGCUCAAUAUUGGUAUAAUGGUCGGCGCACUGAACCUCCUGCUACGUUCCUUCCUGCGAGGGAAGAAGCCUGCGUGCACAUCGAGCGCGUCGUGAACCGGGAGAUGCGUAAGCGGAAGCGAUUUCCAUUAGAAUGGGGUGGAGAGCCCGGUACGCAGAAGGAGACAGGUUCGGGUGAGAAGAUUCUAUGGCGGGCAAACGUCGCCGCAGCGAAUUGCUACGAAGGGGCAAAGGAGAGCGUUGGCUUUCACUCUAACCAACUGACGUAUCUUGGGCCGUAUGCAACCAUUGCCAGUUUGAGUCUAGAGGUUGUACCAACCGAUGAGAGGGAAACGCGCAGUGCAAGGACGUAUGACAUCCCCCUUUCGCACAACUCACUGAUUAUAAUGCAUGCCUCCACGCAGGAGACAUUCAAGCACUCAGUUCCCCCUCAAAGUGUUAUAGACCUCUUUCACCCACCCUUUCCGCCCCCGCCUGAUUUUUCUGCCCCGGACGAGCGCAAGCAGCGAUCUACGGCCUCUCCGUCCAAUUGCCGAAUCAAUAUGACGUCCCGCUUCUAUCCGCCUGAUUUUAGAGCUCAGGCGACGCUGCGGUGCAACUGUGGUGUUCCAUGUAUCCUCCGGCCGGAUAUGAAGAACCGAUAUCGUAAACCAAGCGAGACGUCUGGACAUGGUGAAGGCUUGAACCAUGUCACUGUGGACGAGGGAACUGGACAUCCACUGCGGAAAAACAUGGUUGACAAAUAUUGGUGGACAUGCUACGCUGGUGCGCAAAAUGACGGCAAGGGAUGUGGCUUCUGGAAGGUCAUGGAUGACCCUUUAUGCUCCAUGCCCAGGACUUCAUCCUAGAGCACGAGAGCAAUUCCUCCAA